Pungitius pungitius (ninespine stickleback) is the source of this 2433-nucleotide messenger RNA. RefSeq lists its product as uncharacterized. The transcript is spliced from 3 exons. Bases 82 to 1227 code for a protein of 381 amino acids. The record is from RefSeq and is a predicted model, not a curated record. NCBI's taxonomy places the organism in Eukaryota, Metazoa, Chordata, Actinopteri, Perciformes, Gasterosteidae.
CGCACUGCCGGUGACGUCACCCGGAAGUGAGCGGCGUCGCGGUGCGCGUGAGUUGUUUACAUUUUCCGCGGACCGUUAAAAAUGAAUCCUUCGAUGAUCAACUCCACCAUCUGCGUCUCCACGACCAAAAGGAAGAGGGAGGCCGAGCGCUCGGUGAACUGGACCCUGGAGGAGACCCAGGUGCUGCUGUGCGCCUGGAGCGACGAGCGCAUCCAGAAGAGCCUGGCGGAGAACCUGCGCAACCGGCACGUCUUCAAGCACCUCUCGGCCCGCAUGAGCGAGAUGGGUUUCUCUCGGAGUCCGCACCAGUGCCGGCUCCGGGUCAAGACCCUGAAGGCCAACUACGCCAGGGCCAAGCUGCAGAGGAGCGUCGACGGCUCGCAGCCUUGCACUUUCCAAUAUUUCGUGGAGAUGGACGCGGUUUUGGGCCGGAGGUCCGCGGGAGGAGGCGGAGGAGGGCCCUAUUUAGCCUCUCCGGAAGGGAUGGCGGCGCACCGCCUCGACUCCGCCGACAGGACAGGAAGUGUCCCGGCGGACCUGGUCGCUGGCGCGGAGGUCAGCGAACACCGCUUUGGUUUUCUGGGGAGGGCUGGAAGACAGUGUUUGAGGUCUUUGGAAGAGAGAGGAGGACAUCAGCCGUGGCCGCUGGACUCUGGAGUCAAGCUGGAGGACGGAGAAGACUCAACAGACGAGUACGAGUUCAGCAACUCGGGAUUCCCUCCGAGACACCGUGACAUUUAUCUGGAAUCCUCCACCCAUCGUGAAAUGACUGUGGAGAGAAGCUCCAGCUCUCUUUCCUUCCCGAUUCCAGCCGCUCCUCUACCUCCAGCUCGAUCUCCCCAAUCGCCCUCCUCUCCUUACCCGGCGCCCUCGGAUCCAGACGCCGACCCCCUCCCCACCUGUGGCCCCCAUCACCCAGAGCCCCCCUGCCUCAAGCACCUGUCGCAGGGCUUCCAGCGGCUGGCGUCGGAGACGCGCGGCUUGCUGUCGCAGCUGCAGAGCCAGCGGCAGGAUCAGGCCCGGGGGCGCCAGGACCUCCUGGCCCAGUGGCUGCAGAGGGAGGAGCGGCGGCAGAGGGAGGCGGCCGAGCGGGAGGAGAGGAGGGAGAAGGCCCGCAUGGAGCACGAGAUCAGGGUGCUGGAGCUCCUCACCGGGCUGGCCGGAGAGCGGGGGUGUAAAUGCGGGGGCGCCGCAGAGGGGCCGGCGGGUACGAAAGGAGGCAGCUAGGAGGCCCAGACUCUACGGCUCCUUGUCUCUGACAGAACCAAAGUAUCCAAGCUCAGGUGGAACCAAAUCACAGCAGCGGAUUACGCCUUAAUCCUCAGUGAUACUUUAAUCAAAAAAACCAAUUCAGGAAAGGACUCAAAAGCCCAAAAAUCUGUCGAAGGUCGACUAAAAUCUGAGCAGAAAUCCGUUGAUGUGUGAAGGAUAUUUUUCCUCCCGUUGCACUAAAUACGCUGUUUCCUGAACUCUUAUUGAAAUACAAAAACAGAUACUUUACCAGUUUUUGUUACCACUGGGAUUCGUUGGCUGUGAAAAGUCCUCAUCGGGCCGCUCGUUGCCCGCGGCGACACGCGGAGUGAGGAGGUCACCGGCGGCUCGGAGGCGUUCCGUUGGAACAGCGAUCAUCAGACCCGAGCGUCACGAGAGGUCCAUCGGUGAGAGACGAAGACGUUGUCUGUGUGGAGGAGGUGUGGACCGCUCCUGUCCCACGAGGAGCACCGUGACCUCUGACCUGGCCUCUGCAGCGGGGGAACGAAUGCGAAGCGUCUUCAGUCUGUUGUUCGUCCCCCGUGGGGACAUGGGACUAGAUAUGAGGCUUGCGUAAGAGACCUUUAGCACAGAUCUGAUGUCUUCAGUCACGCAGCAUGUGAAGGAGGGAGGGGGGGGGGGACACUGUGUGCCCUCUAUGACUGGUCUGAUCUGUUGUGUGUUUGUAUGUUGACCUGCAGUGCUCUUUUUUUUUAUGGGGGGGGGGCUGUUGUUCUGUUAGACCUCCAGGCUGUUGCCUGGACGCUCACUCAAUAGACAAACUGGACGUGUGUCCAUUAGAUGGAGGCGGGGCUUCUGAAGAUGCUUAUUGACACAGGUCACAUGACCACACCCAGCUUUCUUAUUGUCAACAAAUCCCAUUAAAAGACUAAAACCAACAACAUGCUGUACGGGCUGUAUCCCUGAGCCGGGUCCAUCUUCAUCGUCUUCAUCUGUGCUCCAUGGUUGUCCAAAGAAAUGAUUAAAAACAACACUGGGUAACAAGUUCUUGCAUUAACACCAACGUAAAUAAACAAUCUAGUUAUUUAUGACCGAACUGCUGCUCCAUCUUCGCACAGGAAAACAGCCGGAGGAUUAAUCCGCCGGUAAAAAUAGGCCCAAACAACACCUGUUUGUUGAGAGAAAAGCUGAUCAGCUGUUUAAGGAAAUCAAUCAUAAUUU